Penicillium brasilianum is the source of this 2124-nucleotide messenger RNA. The record is from the annotation of a GenBank genome assembly. Lineage: Eukaryota; Fungi; Ascomycota; Eurotiomycetes; Eurotiales; Aspergillaceae.
AUGUUCAACAUGCUGCUGCGCUAUGCUAGACAACACAUUACACCCUCUCCCUUUGCAACAAACCGCUCGCGACCCCCCAUAGACACCGUUAUCAUCCCAGCCGUGCGACUUAAAUGCCCUCCACUCGACCUUGAGACAGACACGAUACUUAUGCCGAAAGCGACACUCUACCAAGCGAUCACGGAAUCCUAUGGAUAUUUGAACAUAGAAAAAGCGGAUCGUCCUGGAUGUAUAUUCUCGUAUUCUUGUACAUAUCUCUGCCCUGCUGGCUCAAAAAUGCAUAUACUUUAUCCCCGGCCAAUCCCCAUCGAGAUCAGUCGAAAGGUCACGUGCCAUGACGUCCACUUUUCUCGAAGCUCCCAAUCGCCCGAAGAAACGCGCUCUCCUCUUGAACGCCUUCGAAGCGUUGACGGGCCGGGGCUUGGCCGCAUAUUCUUUUCCUAUCUCCCCUUCACCAUGUCCACUCAAUACGCCAGUGAGCCAAACCCAACGGCAUCGGCGACCUUACACACGACCGUUGGCCCAAUUCACAUCGCCCUGUUCGCCAACCAGGCUCCCCUCACCUGCAAGAACUUCCUUCAGCACUGCAAAGACAACUACUAUGCAGGAACAAUCUUCCAUCGAAUUGUGCCGGACUUUGUCAUCCAGGGUGGCGAUCCCACGGGCACUGGAUCCGGCGGUACGUCCAUUUACGAAUAUCCCGAGUUCGAGUACGACCCGGAAGCGCGCGACCCGAACGAGCGCGUGGUUCUGCGAGAUGAGAUCCACAGUCGAUUGCGAUUCAAUCGGCGUGGGCAGCUGGGUAUGGCGAAGAGCGAGGAUGGAUCAUAUGGCAGUCAAUUCUUUAUCACGCUCGCCAAUACCGAGCGCGAAUUGAGUGGGCAGUGUACACUGUUUGGACGCUUGGAGGGGGACAGCAUUUAUAAUGUGCUGAAGAUUGCGGAAGCUGAGCGUGUGGAGGGUACGGACCGACCCGUGUAUCCGGUGAAAGUGACGUCCUGCGAGGUUGGAGAGCUAGGACCCUUGGCUGGGAAACUGAAGGAUCGCAAGGUGGUCUCGACCACGGCAGGCGGAGCGGAAAAGCAAGCGCCCAAGAAAAAGAAAAAGACAGCCAAAGGAGCCAAAGUCUUGCUGAGCUUUGGUGACGAAGAAGGCGACGAGGGUAUGCCCAUGCGACCCGCGAAGCCCAAGUUCAACACCAAACUCGUCGCGGAUGUACCUGGUUUGACGAACGAUACGACCACGACCGCGGCAACAAAACCACAAAGCACACAGUCAGCACCACGCAAACGACCGCGCUCUCCAUCUCCCAAUCGUCAACCUUCGCCAGAGCGCAAGCAGCGCAUUAAAACACCAGACCCCCUGACACAAUUACCCCUGCCAGAUCCCGAAUCCCCCUCUCGCUCUCCCACGCCAGCAUCUCCACCAGCCAAGGAAUCGAAACUAUCACGAACAAACGCCGAAAUCGCCUCGUUAAAGGCAUCCAUGCGCCGAAACGUCGACGUAGGCCCAGCCGAUACCAGCCGCAAAAAGUCCGCCCUAGAAGCAAUGAUUCCAGAAACCGCAACACGGGGCCGCAAGCGUCCAGCACUGGGCACUACGAAUGGCUCAACUCUCUCCGGGACCCGAAGUUCCGCGGAAAAAGCAGCGUUGGACAUGUUCAACGCCUUCAAAGCCAAACUCGAAGGAACAAUCACUACCACCACCACCACCAGCCAAUCCGAAACCAACACGCACACCACCAAAGAAAAAGGCAAAGACCGCGCCGAAACCCCAGACGACGAAGAAGCCCAACUCUGCGACCUCCAUUUCAUCGCAAACUGCCAAUCCUGCCAAUCAUGGGACGACCCCGACGCCGCGACGAACGAAGACGAAGAUGCCCACGACUCAGGCUGGCUGAGCCAUACGCUACGAUUUGGCAAAGAUACGUUAGGCAAGGACUUGAAUUGGAAGAAAGAACAUCCUGAUGAUACGGAUUCGUUAAUGGUUAUCGAUCCUCGUGAGAAGGAGCGGGAUUUGGGGGGUCCGAGUGGUGGACGGAAGCGAGGGUUGCAGAGAGAUCGGGAGAGGGAGAGGAAGAGGGAGAGGGCUGGGGAGAGGGAGUGGGAUCGGGAGGGGAAGUAG